Magallana angulata is the source of this 6597-nucleotide messenger RNA. RefSeq lists its product as uncharacterized. The record is from RefSeq and is a predicted model, not a curated record. The coding region runs from base 249 to 5111 and encodes 1620 amino acids. The transcript has 38 exons. NCBI's taxonomy places the organism in Eukaryota, Metazoa, Mollusca, Bivalvia, Ostreida, Ostreidae.
UGUACAUAAUCUUCCCGAUCUUUUAUCUCCUCAUCUUUGUCAAUGUGUUCAUUUGAUCAUACACUUCUUGCUUCUGCAUGUAUACUAGUUCACAAAAACUUCUUUGUUCUAUCGGAAGUGCAAAUAUAAAGACCGACGAUGGUCAUAUUUUUGUGCAUUGUUACAGCAUGGGAUUUUUAAAAUAUAAGAUAUUGAUGGAGUUUAAAGGAUUAACUGUAUCAGUGCUAUUUAGUGGCAGAUCGUCAUGAAUGGACACCGAUGAGGAAUUGUUUUCCUCGGAUGAGUCGGGCAUUUCAGAACAGGAUCUGAUAGAGCAUGUGGACAUCUUGUUCCGCACCAGUGAUCUGGAAGGCAGUGGCUAUGUCCCUGUGUCACGCAUCAUCCAGUACCUUAGGGUGCAGACCAGUUUUGGUGAAAGUGAAGAAGAUUUGUCAUUCCUGUUGCAACUGGCUGACCCUAGUGGCGGUGACCCCAGCUUGACCCUUGAACAGUACCGGGAGAUCAUGUGGAAGUGGAUCAAGCACCUGCAGCAGGGCGGGGCCAGAAAUGUCAGUGAUGGGGGUUCUGAAUAUGAAGAUAUUCUUUCUGAUCCAGCAAACCGAGUGUCAUCUAAAGAUCGAGGAGGGAGUUCAAAUGCAGGAUUUGACAAACAAGAUGACAAAUUGAGUGUUGGGUUUGGAGUGUCAGCUGAUGAGGUACAGCAGUACAUGGACAGGAUCCAGGAACUUGUGUUCCAGAACAGCAGACUGACGGAGGAGAACUCAACACUACAGCAGCAGAUCUACAGCCAGGAGGAGGCCCUGGCCCAGAGCAACGCCAGCAACCAGGGGUUGGGGAAGAAGAUCAAAGGUCUGCAGGAAGCCAUACAGUUGAGACAGCAGCAUGAGUGUGAAAAUGAAGACAUUAUUCUGAAACUACAGGACCAAAAGCAGGAGAUGCAACAGAAGAUAGGCAAUCUAACAAGUGAUUUGGAACAUAUGAGAGCAAGCAACAAAGAACUGGAGGCCAGUUAUGUUGAAUAUCAGCACCAACUUGAGCAGUUGUCAGAAAUAAGAAGAUAUCAAGAAACCCAGCUUUCAGAGAGAUUUGAGGAGCUGAAGAAUCAACAGAAUCAAAUUCUCAGUUUAUCAGGCACUGUGCAGGAGCUGAAAAUUGAGAAGGAAAACCUGCAGGCCAAACUCUGCCAGUCUAAUGAAGCUAUAGAGAGUUUGAAACAGACAGUUGAAUGCAAAGAUAAGGGAGAUAACUUGAUGCGGUUUCCAUGCAGUACCCCAAUCAAGAGGAACAACUCUAUCUGCAUGGAACUGCGAGGGAUGUUGGAGGAUGGAGACCACAUGCCUUCACCACUGUGUGAGAAAGAGAUAGACCAGGUGUUCCCUCUAUUUUCCUCAGAUGAUGAGGAUGUUGACGAGAGCGAUCCUAAUGUCAGCAUCUACUCCGUCUCCCUCAAGGAUGACCUCACACUGGACAUGUCCAAGUUUAUGGAGAAAUAUCAGAACAAGCAAGAGAAUUUGUUGGAAGAGAUUCGUCAUUUCCUAGAGCCUGGAAAAUCUAACUAUGUCAAAGAUGAAAAGUUUUCUGAAUUUGUUAAAAAAGUAGAGGAACAGAUGUCAAAACUGACGCAGAAAGUGUCUGUGUUGGCUCAAGCAAAAACUGAUGUGGAUCACAGGUUGGGUAAACAGAAGAAAAAAUUCAGGAAACUAAGAGAGGAGAACGCUGUGUUGAAGGAGGCGGCUGACGAUGUGAUUGAGAACAAGAUCUCGUGGGACAGUGUGACGGACAAGCGACUACUGAUCCUGAAGGACCAGAUCGACCAGGAGCGUGCCAACAUCAAGUUCCUGGAGAGGAAGCUGAAAGACAAAGAGUCCACCUUUGUACACGUGGACAAAAAUAAGAGGUUUGGAGCAGAGAGAGUGUUGAAGAUGGAGAUUCAAAAGCUGCAGAGCUUGAAUAAAGAUUUAACUGAAAGAAAUAAGAAAUUGGAAGGAAAAGUUAGUGGCUUGGUAGAAGAGGUAACAAAAGCCCACAGAGAUGUAGAGACCCAGCAAGCUAAAGUCGUAGAGCUACAAGCCGAGAGGGAUGUCCUUGUUCUACAGAAAGAGAGGGCGGAGCACCAGCUUACGGACAGAACCAGGCAAGGGAUACUGGACCAGGGGGAUGUACUGGAGCUUAGGAUACAGAAAGAUGACAAACAGCUGACUGAGAGAAUGGGACAGGAUUCAGAUCAACACGUCAGGACUCCAGAGAGACAAAUGAGAGGGAAUCAGUCACUGCCGCUUCCUUACUCCAGAAAGACAGGCGACAGAGGCAGGGGCACACAGAUGAGUGGGGUACUGCCUUUCGACCUAUUGGCCACUGAUAGUCUGGAAAUCCAGAAGAAGGAAUCUUCAUCCAAGAAGUCCCCCUCACAAAACGCCAUCAUAUCACACACUGAUGGAGACCCCAGGGACGGGACACAAGGAUCUCAUGAACACUUGUGGCUGGACCGUCGUAAACUCUCUGCAGAGGGGUCAGUCACUGACCAGGGGGAGGGAGAGGGGGAUUGUGGGUACAAUGGAGGGGGGCGAAGGAGGUACAGCUACCAUGCUGCAAUAGACAACCACACCUGUCCCCCGGGGGAGCAGCACUACCCCAGGUAUCGCAGUGGUAGCUUCCAGGCAGCCAUAGAGGGGAGUCUGAAGGGGGGCGAGGAGGGGGAGGUCACUGAGAACACUGACCACGUAACAUUCCCCACCGACGUAACAUCAGAAGCUGGUGACUCCUGUAAAUCUUUCUCAUCCUGUUAUAAUAACUGUUUUCAAAUUGCUGACCAUCUAUCAUCUACAAACUUGUCUAGCUGUCUGGGUUCCUCCACAGCGUAUUGUGUGAAUUCUUCUAAAGUUUGUUACUCCGUCUGUGAUAGUGCUACUGUGUUGACCUCUGGGUGGGUGGGAUGUGGGGGAGACUUCACAGUGAACUCCAGCUAUAGGACAUGUACUGACUCCUCCCACAACCAUAGUGAUGUCAUAAUAAAACACCUGACCAGCAGCCAUUGUGAUAUCACCACAGGUGGUGGCAGGGGUGAUGGUGGUGAUUCUGGACAAUGUGGAACUAAGUGGAACCACUUUGGCACCACUGAUGGACAGAGAAGCAGCUGUGGGGGACAGUUUGGGACUGAGUGGCGGGGAGUAGCGGAUGACAGUGGAAGUACUGUGGACGACUCCAACCUAUCUCAUAGGUCUGAAGACUACACUGAUUCUCCAGAAGCACCAGAUGUGAUUCAGAUUACGAAAUCAGGGAAGACAAACACAGAACCUGGCAAACCCUCAUCUAUGUCUUAUAAAGAAAGCCAUCCAUCUUCAUUAUCCCCAUCAGCUGAGUUAGAAUCCUCAGAUCACAACACACGCAAAACUCUCACACCAGCAUCAAUAGUGUCAGGAAACUGCAUUCAAAGUGAAGGGAGUGAGAAAGGGUCAAAUGUCACAAGGUCAGGAAAUGAGAUCAAGAAUACAAAGGUCAAUGACAAGGAGGGAAGUGAGGUCAUGGAUAUAAGGGAGGAGAUGGAUGAUAUUUUAGAGGAUGAUGAAGCGAAGAACAAUGGUGAAGAAGAUGAUGAUGAUGACAAUGUCCUGGUGACAAACAACUUGAUUCAGCAACUAGAGAGGCUGAAUCUGAGUGAUGGGGGAGUAUCUGCUGCCAAAAAUUCACCACACCUGAAGAAGAUCAGACAGGGGAACCUUGCCAAGCGUCGAGAACAAAUGAAGUUUCUUCGAAUGCCUGAUCUAAACGAGAUGCAGGAGUCGGGACAACCAGUGAUGAACGGAGAGGGGGAACCAGACAACCCAGUGAUGCCCAGCAUCUCACAGUCCAUGCUGCAUGACCUUGGGGUUGAUCAAGACAGGGAGCAUGAGGACAGUCCUGACCAGCUAUCAGAACAGGAAAUUGAAAACAAGUUCACCAGCCUCUCUUUGGCGUUUAAGACGGACAAGAUAACCUUGGAGAAGCGGCUCGAGAUCCAGGAGAGGUCGCGGGACAUCGCGGAGGAGAAUGUGGCCAAGGAAAUCAAAGGACUGAGAGAGGCUCUAGAGGUCUGUCUGAUCAGUCAACUGAACCAGAUCUGCGUGGACACACAGGUGCGAGAGCUGCUGCUGAAGAUUCAGCGACAUAUUACAGUACUGGAGCAAGCCAGUGCCCGGGUGUCGUCACGGGCCGAGGUGUUCGGGGCCGUACAGCAGGAGAAGAGGAUGAGUAAAGCCAUAGAGAUAAUGCUGACCCAUGUAGACAACCUGAGGAUGUCCCACGACAGACAGACCGCAGAGCUGGAGGAAGCCAGAAAAUUAAUUCAAGAUAACAGACCUUUUGGAGGGAGCUCAGAAAUGGGAGAAUUUGUGGGACUUUCGAGAAGAUCAGCAUCUGUGUGCCAAAGCAAUGCCUUUCUACCAAAAGGCGCCCGGCGACGGGUCAGUGAUGUGUCCUUGACCCGCAGUGGGCUUCCCCACUCUAUGUCCAUGGACAACAUAUCUGAAUCCAUGCAUGUCACACCACCAUUACGACGAGAACUGUCGGUAACAGAGGAGGACCCCCGCUCCAAGUUUCAGCAACUAGCCACCGCCGCGGCUCUCAAGAACACCACGACGGCAGCGUUUCGGCGGGCCUCCCUCAACAAACAGACCAGCACCUCGUCCCUGCUGGGUGGCAGCCUCCGAAUGUCCCAGGAAAGCAACCAGUCUGACACUAAGUCCACUGGAACUAACUCCAAACAACAUUCAGUGGAAGAAGAGGCUUUCCAGAAAGGGUUUGAGCAGGGUUACAAGGCCCAGAUCACGGGACAGCUGAAGCAGCUCAGAGACCAGCAGAACUCCAUCACUGACACGCUGGAGGAGCUACGUGACAAGUGUGACGAGGAGGAAGAGGACAACGCACAGGAAGUGUCUCUGCGUGAGGCGGUGCUGUCCAAGCUGUGGGAGCAUGUCCCGGAGUGGGAGACGGCCAGUAACAAGCUGCGUCUGGCCACCGUCCUCUUCUUCCUGUUCAUGGCCGCCCUCAGUAUCAUCCUGUCCUUCUUCCCCGUGACCUACGCGGCCGUCCAGGUCUACCCCGAAUAUCAACACGUCACCACCCCACCCGUCUGACCGGGGCUAUUUAUAGUGACCCAUGUAUCCAGAAUAUGACUGUGUUGCCACUAAACCCAUCUGACCGAGGCUAUUUAUAGUAACAGCAAUAAUGGCCACCAGUUAUAACAAGCAAUAAUGUAUUUUUACUCUUUUACUUUGUCAAAUUAUUUUUUAUUUUUUUUUCCUAUUAUUCUAAAGAAGAUAGUUGGAUAUUUCAAAUGUAAUAAGAAGAUAUAUAUAUUUUUUUAAAGCCAGAUUGAUUCAUUUGCACUAAAUUCUUAAAAUGAUUUACAGUACUAUGUACAAUGGUAGAACCAUUUUAAUAAGACCUUGGACUUUUGAUAGGACAUAACUAUUUCUUGCAUCAAAGCAAUUAAAAAAUGAUGCUAGUUUUGAUUGAAAUAUGUAUAGAUUGCGUAAUCUUAGCUCAAAAACCAGACAAACCUUGUUGAUUUCAAAGAGCCGUAACUGAGUGGCCAGCAAUGAAAUAAACAGGCCUGCAUCACAAUGCUGUUUGAACAAACUAUGCCUACCAAAGUCCAAGCUCUUGUUAAAAUGGUUCUGUGUGAUCAGUUGUUUGGCCCCAAAUAGAUGUAUAUUUAGUGCCACCUUCCAUUUUUCCUUUUUUUCCAGUGCUGUUCUAGUGUUCUUAUUUGGAAUUUUAAUUUUCGUUUUUACUGAAUCAAGUGUUUUGCCUGAAGUCAGUGUGAAUAUAUGCAUAAUAUAUCAGUGCAUUUACCAGCCAUUUGUAAAACACUAAACUGUCAUUCUGGUGCUUCAUAGUUUUACAAGCAGGAAUCAUAGUUAUAAAACAGCAUGGGUACAUUUUUUUUCAUUCCAAUUUUAAUCACUUUAUUCAACAGAUUGAAGUUUUCUCUACCAAACCUGCUUUGAGCAUGCACAUACUCCUGUUGAUUUGAUGAGUGUAAUGUAUUAUCAUUAUCUAAAAUACAUAAAAAAACAUUUCAUACAGUGUGUUAACCUUAGUUGAUAAAUUUGUUCAGUUUAAGAAAAUAUACUAGGUUUUGCAAACUAUAUCCAUCAUAGAUGAAUUCCAGGUGUUGUACAAUUAUGUCAUUUUAUCAAUAAGUGAUGCAAUACAUGUAUAUUAUAUUUGAAGAAAGCAUUGUUAUUUUAACUUGCAUAUUCUAUAUUUUAACAUUAUUCAUAUAGGUUUAUUUUUGGAAUUGAACCAUCUCAUGACAUGAGAGGAAAUAUCCUGUAUAUAUUUAUCUAUUGUUCUUUUACCUGUAUUCCAGCAUUUAUGGCAGGUUGCUAUGAUUUUUAUGUAUACCCUGUGUGUCCCUAUGACUAGGUCCCCAUGUCCCCGGGGCUGGCAUUAUUCUAUGUGUAUGUUACUAUGUAAUGGUCACCUGUUGGUUGUAUAUAUAGAGUAUAUUACCUGUGUUAUUUGUUGUUUAAGGAAAUCUGAGUUUCUGGCUGUGAUUUUUUUUGUUCAUCCAUCAAAUUGUUAAAUAAAAUCGACCUUCAAAAUGAAAAUUGA